AUGUCAGAAAGGCUUUUAACUUCUUCAGAUAGCACAAUACAAAGAGAAUUUCUUCUUCUGGCAUUUGUCCGAUAUGCUGAAUUCCAGCCUUUGCUUUUUUGGGGUGUUCUAUUGAUGUAUCUAUUGACUGUGCUUGGAAAUAUGACUAUUAUUUUGCUUGUGUGUCAAGAGUCCAGUUUACACACCCCAAUGUACUUCUUUUUGUGCAAUCUUGCAACACAGGACAUUGUCUAUGUUUCUGCUAUUCAGCCAAAGCUCUUGUCUAUUACAUUAACAGGUGCCACCAGUAUAGGUUUCCCUUAUUGUAUUAUACAAAUGUUUCUGUUUGUAAUGUGCACAGAUACAGAUUUCUUCCUUUUGACUUCUAUGGCGUAUGAUCGAUAUGUUGCUAUUUGUAUCUCUUUGCGCUAUUCUCUUAUUAUGAACAGAAUUAUUUGCACAAGAUUGGCAGUUUCCUGCUGGUUAUUUGCUGCGUUGAAUUCAUUCAUGUAUUGCUGGCUGGUAUCAGGUUUAUCGUAUUGCCGUUCCCGCGCAAUUAAACAUUUCUUCUGUGAAGUCAAAGCUGUGCUGAAGCUCUCCUGUAGUGACACCAGUACUAUUAAUAUGAUCCUUUACAUUGAAGGUGCAUUGGGAGGUCUCCUUCCAUUUCUUCUCAUUUUAACUUCAUAUAUCUUCAUAAUAUUGACAAUUGUAAACAUGCGUUCUUCAGUCGGAAGACUCAAGGCCUUCUCCAGCUGUUCUACUCACCUCACAGUUGUUAUUCUAUUCUGUGGAACUGUUAUCAGCUUAUACAUGAAACCUGAUACAGAAUAUUCUGAAGAACAAGACAAGGUUCUUUCUUUAUUGUAUGUAGCUGUUGUUCCAAUGUUAAACCCCAUUGUUUAUAGCAUGAGAAACAAGGAGGUGUUGAAAUCUUUAAAGAAGCAUUUUGCCAAUAAUAUAUAA
Xenopus laevis (African clawed frog) is the source of this 945-nucleotide messenger RNA. Its product is annotated as olfactory receptor 2T29-like. The transcript has 2 exons. NCBI's taxonomy places the organism in Eukaryota, Metazoa, Chordata, Amphibia, Anura, Pipidae. The record is from RefSeq and is a predicted model, not a curated record. The coding region runs from base 1 to 945 and encodes 314 amino acids.